AUGGCUGUCCCUUCAUUCCGCUCAAUCACCCAUCAGGCGAUCCUCCUUCUUGCUAACUGGUCUAAUUCUUUUGAGACUGUGGCAGACCUCGGGGUCGAAUAUCUACCAAAGAUGAUGGCAUUUACAGGACCCUGGGAAGCGCACGUCUCGGCACUGCAUGGCUUUUGCCAUGCAUUUAACGACCUUGGCACCAUGUGGGAUCCUGUGUCUGGCCUUCAUCUGGACCAUUAUGAUUGGAACCGGCGAGAGUUUAAUGAGAGCAGUAAACCCUCCCUCAAGUUGGCACGUGAAGCGCGUGACAAGAACAAAAUCUCGAUUGAUAUCAUGGCUAUUUGCCACAAUGGGGUCUUGAAAGAUUUGAAAGAGCUGAAAAAUACGUGCGGCGAUGCUCACGAGUACACCGCCUCGCUGAAAUGGGUACAAUUCCAGAGAGACAGAAAUGCUCCAGGAUACAGGCCGAUUCGGAUGGACGGGCUGGCAAGGCUCAUUUCAGACUUCUGUAAGGAUGGUGAAGGAGCUAUAAGGGGCGCAAAUGCAGCCGUUGCUCGCAUGGACAAGCUGAUCCAAGACCUUGACUUUGUCACCAAUAUUGUGACGUGGAUGUUGCGAGAUUUCCGUCGUCCACCGCAACGUUCCAUAUGGUCUAUAGCAUAUUGCGUCUUGCCUUUUACAAAUAGCUGGGAAUUGGACUCGUAUUGUAAGGUCGAAGACAAGAAAGGACGCGGAGCAGCAUCGGCACGACUCCUAGCAUCUCAUGUUCAGGGCUCCAAUGGUUCUCUGGGCAAGCUUCGGCAGGAUCUCAUCGCCAAGGUGAAGAUGCUGUCUGCUUAUGUCGCAGCCCGACAGGAACUACUGGACGAGAUGAAAGGCCUGCGAGAUGAAGCGAUCUUGCUGUGGCCGAAAAUCUCUAAGGCAAGGCCUAUGGACCAUGUUUGUAACGACUUGUGA
This is a messenger RNA of Ilyonectria robusta, 948 nucleotides long. RefSeq lists its product as uncharacterized. Bases 1 to 948 code for a protein of 315 amino acids. The transcript has a single exon. NCBI's taxonomy places the organism in Eukaryota, Fungi, Ascomycota, Sordariomycetes, Hypocreales, Nectriaceae. The record is from RefSeq and is a predicted model, not a curated record.